UGCAUUGUGCUCUUCCUAUUUUUGUCUUCCUUCUCCAACCCCCACCCUUCUCUCUAGCUCGGCGGAGCAUACGAGGCGUCCAUCUUCGAUUUCAGGUCUCCUUAAGUGCCUUUGCACAUCAUGGCUACAGGACAACUAUUCUCCCGGACUACACAAGCAUUAUUCUACAACUACAAGCAACUUCCUAUCCAACGGAUGCUUGAUUUUGACUUCCUUUGUGGACGUGAAACACCUUCUGUUGCUGGGAUUAUCAACCCUGGUUCGGAGGGAUUUCAGAAACUCUUUUUUGGUCAAGAGGAAAUCGCCAUACCCGUACAUUCAACCAUUGAAGCUGCUUCUGCCGCACAUCCAACUGCUGAUGUAUUUAUUAACUUUGCAUCUUUUAGAAGUGCUGCUGCUUCCUCCAUGACUGCUUUGAAACAGCCAACCAUUAGAGUUGUCGCUAUAAUAGCUGAAGGUGUUCCAGAAGCAGAUACCAAGCAAUUGAUUGCCUAUGCAAGGGCAAAUAAUAAGGUUGUUAUUGGUCCAGCAACGGUAGGUGGUAUUCAAGCUGGGGCCUUCAAGAUUGGAGAUACUGCUGGCACUAUUGACAAUAUAAUUCAAUGCAAGCUUUACCGCCCUGGAUCUGUUGGAUUUGUGUCAAAAUCGGGUGGCAUGUCUAAUGAAAUGUACAACACAAUUGCACGUGUGACAGAUGGAAUAUAUGAAGGUAUCGCAAUUGGAGGAGAUGUGUUCCCAGGCUCAACCCUCUCUGAUCAUGUCAUACGGUUUAAUUACAUCCCACAGGUCAAAAUGAUAGUUGUUCUUGGGGAACUUGGUGGGCGAGAUGAGUACUCCCUGAUUGAAGCCCUAAAACAAGGAAAGGUCAACAAACCAGUGGUUGCCUGGGUUAGCGGAACCUGUGCACGUCUCUUCAAAUCCGAAGUGCAAUUUGGUCACGCUGGUGCCAAAAGUGGUGGUGAGAUGGAGUCUGCACAAGCAAAAAAUCAAGCGUUAAGGGAAGCGGGAGCUACUGUCCCAACUUCGUACGAAGCAUUGGAGGCUGCCAUUAAAGAGACAUUUGAGAAAAUUGUUGAAGAGGGUAAGAUUACACCAGUGAAAGAAAUUAUACCCCCUCAGAUUCCUGAAGAUCUCAACACAGCAAUUAAAAGUGGGAAAGUUCGGGCUCCCACUCAUAUUAUUUCUACCAUCUCUGAUGAUAGAGGUGAAGAACCAUGUUAUGGUGGUGUGCCAAUGUCCUCCAUUGUUGAACAGGGUUAUGGUGUGGGUGAUGUUAUCUCUCUUUUGUGGUUCAAACGCAGUCUUCCCCGUUAUUGCACUCAGUUUAUUGAGAUAUGUAUCAUGUUAUGCGCGGAUCAUGGUCCUUGUGUCUCUGGUGCCCACAACACAAUAGUUACAGCUAGGGCUGGAAAGGAUCUAGUUUCCAGUCUGGUCUCAGGGUUGCUUACCAUUGGUCCCCGAUUUGGUGGUGCCAUCGAUGAUGCUGCUCGAUACUUCAAGGAUGCAUAUGACAGGGGUCUUUCACCUUACGAGUUUGUUGAAAGCAUGAAAAAGAAGGGCAUCCGUGUACCAGGAAUUGGACACAGGAUAAAGAGGGGAGACAACAGAGAUAAAAGAGUAGAGCUACUUCAAAAGUUUGCACGCACACAUUUUCCUUCUGUCAAGUACAUGGAAUAUGCUGUUCAAGUAGAAACCUACACCCUGUCAAAGGCAAAUAACCUUGUCCUCAAUGUCGAUGGUGCGAUUGGUUCUCUUUUCUUGGAUCUUCUAGCUGGCAGUGGAAUGUUCACCAAACCAGAGAUUGACGAAAUCAUUGAAAUUGGAUAUCUGAAUGGGCUUUUUGUGUUGGCACGCUCUAUUGGUCUCAUUGGGCAUACGUUCGACCAGAAGAGAUUGAAGCAGCCUCUCUACCGUCACCCAUGGGAGGAUGUUCUCUACACCAAGUGAUCAGUUUUCAGAUGGCAGGGUCAAGACAGCAGGCUUUGAGCAAAUUUUCUUUUUUAGUUUUUUUCUGCUGCAAUAUUUCUUUGGGAGAAUGUCAAAAGCUGGAGGCAUUAGACUGGUGUGCAUUCUGUCAAUCACUGGCUGCACACCUAUCAUUUACUAGGUCCAUUAAUUCUCGAUUUUUAUUUAUGUAUUUAGGUUCCUCAAAAGAAUUUAUGGUUUCUAGUUUUGUG
Molecule: messenger RNA, 2177 nt
Organism: Telopea speciosissima
Lineage: Eukaryota; Viridiplantae; Streptophyta; Magnoliopsida; Proteales; Proteaceae
Product: ATP-citrate synthase beta chain protein 2
Exons: 17
Coding region: 121-1947 (608 amino acids)
Biological process (GO): fatty acid biosynthetic process; tricarboxylic acid cycle; acetyl-CoA biosynthetic process
Cellular component (GO): cytosol
Molecular function (GO): ATP citrate synthase activity
Source: RefSeq, a predicted model, not a curated record